AUGGCCUACGAAAUGAAUUUGAAUCUCAAAAUCGUGGCAGAGGAAACUGUCUUCUCACCACAGUUUACGAAACAAAACAAACACUUUCUUAGGAAAAAAGCCUCAUCCUUUUUCCGCAACAAGCUCAGAUACCAAUGCAAGUUUAGUUUUACCUCUGUAGAUCUGACCCAUGUGGGAAUCUCAAAAAAAGAAAGCAUUUUGAAUUCUGGGGUUUUGUUUUGGUAUAUUGGUCACUGGACAAGUGGAGAGAUUGCUGUUGGGGUCAUGGGUUCCAAUGGUAGCAAAGCCACUUAUUCGUCUUCUUCGGGGAGUUUAAGGAAGGCUCCAUCUAAGGGCCUUAGAGUUUUUCAAUCUUAUUGUCUUGGAAAUACCUCUGGUUCUCACGAGAGUGAUGAUGAAGACCAGGUUUGUGAUCAGAGUAAAGUAAAUGGCAGUGAUGUUACAUAUGCUGGUGGCAAUGUAACAAAUUCAGAUGAGGUGAAAACAGAGUCAUUUAGAAAGGUUAAAGCUAGUGGAAUAACUUGUAUGCCUUCUAACAUUGAUCUUCAUGAAUGGAAAGAAACAAACGUCCCCAACACUUCAUCCAGUACUGCUAGCAGCUCUAGUAUUCAUGAUUCUUCAACACGUUCCUUGAACCCUACAAGUCAUUUCCUUUCUCAGUUUAGCCUCAUUCCUGGUAAUGUAAGCUUUAGAUUUAGCCGAACCACCAGUUUGGGGUCAUCACGGCCUUGUCCUGUUUCUUCUGCAAGUCUUUCAAUAUUUGACAAUGAAGACGAGCGUAAUCUCCAUUCCAGAUCUCCUGAAAGUUUGAUUAACAGAAAUGAAGCACAACAAUGUAAUACCCUGCUUCCUGCGUCCUUUUCCAAUCAAAUACAUGCACAAUGUCAUGAACAUUCUUCUAAUAAUUUAAGGUCGAAUGUUCCAACAUCAGGUACACUUGGAAACUUACAGAGAAAUCCCACAGAUGGAGUUCACACUAGAGAAGGGCUAGAUGUGAGCUUAUUUUCUCCAAGAAUUCAAACAGAGACAGAAAUUGUUGACACUAGACAUAUCAAUCCCCGAAAUGGUGCCCGAGAAUCAGUUGAACAGAAUGUUCAUUUUAGCCGAACAUUUAGUGUUGGAAGGCUUCGAGACAGAGUUCUUCGUCGAUCAACAUUUUCUGACCUCACCUUUUGGCCUCUGCCACAGGGGAGAGAGCUGAGAGAUGCUACCCUGCCUAGCCAGGAUAGUGACAGGCAAGCAGUGGAGGGAGAUUCAAGAGUGUCACCAUCUAAUCUUAGUACCAUUGAUUCUUCUACAUCUAGUGUGUCUAGCUCCAUGUUUAGUAUCCGAGACUACGAGGUGGAGACUUCACGAUUGAGAGAAGGUAGGUAUCAGGAUCUCCUGGAGCAUAGGUCCAAUUUCCUUGAACGGAGAAGAAGAAUACGGUCCCAGGUUCGCACUCUUCAGCGGUUGGGUAAUCGCUUUGAAAAUCUUUCUGGACAUGAUAGAUCGUGUAUCUUGUCUGGUCAACAUAGAAGUGGUCGUUGUACAUGCCAAAUCAAUAAUCGUGAAACUAAUUCAAAUGAUGGUACCGGUGCUAGAGCUAGCAUAUCAAGGAUUAUUAUGCUUGCUGAAGCCUUAUUUGAGGUUCUGGAUGAAAUUCACCAACAAUCUGUUGUUUUAUCUUCCCGCCCAUCUGAAUCUUCUAUUGGAUCCGUUCCUGCACCGAAGUAUGUCGUUGAUUCCUUGCCUGUCAAGUCAUAUGAGAAGUUGCACAAGCAUCAAGAGGAUGGUGCACAAUGCUAUAUAUGCCUUGUGGAGUAUGAGGAUGGAGACAACAUGCGAGUACUGCCGUGCCAUCACGAAUUUCAUAGAACAUGUAUAGAUAAGUGGCUGAAGGAGAUUCACAGGGUAUGUCCACUUUGUAGAGGGGACAUAUGCAUAUCCGAUUCAACACCAGCAACAGAGAACUGGAGUGGCUAG
Molecule: messenger RNA, 1965 nt
Organism: Sphenostylis stenocarpa
Lineage: Eukaryota; Viridiplantae; Streptophyta; Magnoliopsida; Fabales; Fabaceae
Source: the annotation of a GenBank genome assembly